AUGAGUGCCGCCGUGCCGCCGGCGAUGGACCCCGCGGCGGCGGGGGAGAUGGCGCGGGAGGCCGCCGCGUGGUGCGCGCUGCACGGCCUCGUCGUCGGGGACCGCGCCGACCCGAGAUCAGCAACAGUCCCUGGUGUUGGUUUGGUUCAUGCUCCAUUCUCCCUGCUCCCAGCACAUCUUCCAGAGUCAUUUUGGAGGCAGGCGUGCGAGCUCGCUCCCAUUUUUAACGAGCUUGUGGACCGGGUUAGCAUGGAUGGGAAUUUCUUGCAGGAUGCUUUGUCCAAAACAAGGCAGGUUGAUGAUUUCACAUCUAGGCUCUUAGAAAUUCACAGGAAAAUGAUGGAAAUAAAUAAGGAAGAGAAUAUUCGCUUAGGGUUGCACCGAUCAGAUUAUAUGCUGGAUUCAGAAACAAGUUCUCUUCUUCAAAUUGAGCUCAACACCAUUUCAGCAUCAUUUCCUGGGCUUGGUUCCUUAGUGAUCUUCACAGGUCUGGAGCACAAGAGGGUUCCUGCAAAUGCGGCUAACACUCAAUUUGCUGAAGCAUUGGCCCAAGCAUGGGCUGAGUUUAAUAUUGACAGUGCUGUAAUUAUGAUGAUUGUUCAGCCAGAAGAGAGAAAUAUAGGUGGCCAGAAAGUUGCUGUUGUGUACUAUAGAGCUGGCUAUACACCAAAUGAUUAUCCCUCAGAAGCAGAAUGGAGUGCAAGACUUAUGAUGGAACAAUCAUCUGCUGUAAAGUGUCCUUCAAUAUCGUAUCAUUUAGUGGGAACCAAAAAGAUUCAACAAGAACUAGCAAAGCCUAGUGUGCUUGAAAGGUUCCUUGAGAGUAAGGAGGAAAUUGACAAGGUUCGCAAAUGUUUUGCUGGGCUAUGGAGUUUGGAUGAUGAAGAGAUUAUAAAAACUACAGUGGAAAAACCUGAGUUGUUCGUGUUGAAGCCUCAACGUGAAGGCGGAGGAAACAACAUCUACGGUCUUGAUUUGAGGGAAACACUUGUCAGACUCCAGAAGGAAGGAGGGGAUGCACUUGCUGCCUACAUACUGAUGCAAAGAAUCUUUCCAAAAGCUUCUCUUGCUUAUCUGGUUCGUGGUGGUGUUUGCCACGAGGGUCUUGCAAUUUCUGAGCUUGGAAUAUAUGGAGCUUAUCUGCGGUACAAAGAUAAAGUGGUCAUCAAUGAACAAUGUGGUUACUUGAUGCGAACGAAAGUUUCUUCAUCAGAUGAAGGUGGAGUAGCUGCAGGGUUUGCUGUUUUGGAUAGCUUAUACCUGACUGGCAAGGUCAAAACAAAUGAGAUUUCAGAAAGGCUGUUUCACCCAAAUUACAUUCUGUGUUUUGUUAACCAGAUGCUUAAUAUGUAUUUUACUCGAACUGUCUUCCUGACAUGUAAUCAGCAAAAGAGUUUUCCUGUUAGGAAUUAG
This is a messenger RNA of Miscanthus lutarioriparius, 1413 nucleotides long. Lineage: Eukaryota; Viridiplantae; Streptophyta; Magnoliopsida; Poales; Poaceae. The record is from the annotation of a GenBank genome assembly.